AUGGCUCAAGCGUCAUCGUUCAAAUCGUCUAUACGCUAUCAAGUAUGCAAUUCAACCACUGACAAUGACAUUUCGCGUCUUUCAUCAACGAAACCAUCUGAACAAGGGCAUUCAUCAAUUAUUGAUGAUGAUCUAUGUGAAAUUACAAUUUCACCACCGACAAAUAAAAAGAUCUCAUCAUCAUUAUCUUCUCCCAAUCAUCAUACAUCAUCAUUAACACAUUUGAUUCCAUUAACAUCAAGUGUUCCUAAAAAAUCUCCGUCAACUACAUCAACCAUUGUCAAAAUACCAACUCAACCAUUAUCUUCUUCUUCAAAACAUCCACUUGAUUGUUCACCAUCAAUUCAAUCCUUUACAAAACAAACUAAUCGACCAUCACAACAACAACAACAACAACAACAACGAUCACAUCAGUCAUCAACAAGUUCAUCUAUUCGUGAUGUUAUUACUCCAUCGAAUAUUCGUCAAUCAACAUCAAGACAAUCAGUAUUGGAUACAUUUACAACAAAAUUAACAAGAAAUGUACGAAAAACUUCAACAUCAGCAUCAGCUUUAGCACACCAACGUGUAUCAACCGAUAAUGAUAAUUUAUUUUCGACUUAUCAAGGUGAUUUUAUUCGACAAUCACGACAAUUACGUAAAGCACGUCGACAAGAUAUAAAAGCACGUUUUGAAAAAUUUGAUAUUAAUUCUCCAACAACUCGACGUAUACAUUCAUCACGUCGUUUUACAUUUAUAUUUGAUCCAAGUGGUCGUUUAGCAUAUUGGUGGACAUCAAUAAUAAGUCUUGCAUUUCUUUAUAAUUUUUGGAUAAUUAUUUUUCGUUUUUCUUUUCAUGAAUUAACACAUCAAAAUUUUCUUAUAUGGUUUAUAUUUGAUUAUUCAUGUGAUUUUCUUUAUUUAAUGGAUAUUAUGUUUAAUUUUCGUACAGCUUAUUUAGAAGAAGGUGUUCUACAAACAGAUCCAAUUAAAUUACGCCAUUAUUAUAUGAAUACAACAAGAUUUUAUAUUGAUUGUCUUUGUUUAAUGCCAUUAGAUUUUCUUUAUUUAUCAAUUGGUUUUAAAUCAAUUGUUCGAUUAUUUCGUUUAGUUAAAAUUUAUCGUUUUUGGACUUUUUUGGAUCGUACUGAACGACAUACAAAUUAUCCAAAUUUAUUUCGUACAUUUGUUAUGAUACAUUAUUUACUUGCUAUAUUUCAUUGGAAUGCAUGUUUUAUUUAUAUAUUACAUAAAAGUUCAGAAUUAACAUUUACAAGACGUUUUUCAUUUACCCUUGAUGAUAAUGGUUUAGAUUAUUUUAAAGCUUUAUAUUGGUCAAUAACAACAUUAAUAUUAACACAAAAUCCUGAAACUAAACCAACAUCAAAAGAAGAUUAUAUAUUUUUAAGUAUUGAACUUAUAUUUGCUUUAUUAUUAUUUGCUACUAUUAUGGGACAUGUUGCAUCAAUUGUUUCGAAUUUAAGUAAUGCUAGAAAAGAUUUUCAAGCAAAAUUGGACGCAGUAAAAACAUAUAUGUCAUUACGACGUGUACCAAAUAAUUUAGAAGAUCGUGUUAUUCGAUGGUUUGAUUACUUAUGGAUGAGUCAUAAAUCAGUUGAUGAUAAUCAAGUUCUGUCAUUAUUACCAUAUAAACUUCGUGCUGAAAUAGCAAUACAUGUUCAUUUGGAUACAUUAAAACGAGUUGAAAUAUUUCAAAAUACUGAAGCUGGUUUUCUAAAUGAACUUGUUUUACGUCUUAAACCAGUUCUUUUUUCACCGGGAGACUUUAUUUGUCGAAAAGGUGAAGUAGGAAGAGAAAUGUAUAUUGUUAAUCGUGGAAAAUUACAUGUUAUGGCAGAUAAUAAUAAGACUGUUCUAGCAACAUUAAAAGCUGGUUCAUAUUUUGGAGAAAUUAGUAUUUUAAAUAUGGGUAGUGGAAAUCGUCGAACAGCAUCUGUUCGAUCAGUUGGUUAUUCAGAUUUAUUUUGUCUUUCGAAAGAAGAUCUUUGGGAAGUAUUAAAAGAAUAUCCAGCUGUACGUGUUAAACUUGAAGCAAUAGCUGUUAAACGUCUUGAAAAACAUAAAAAACCUCUAAUUCAACAAAUUAAUUUAAAACGAAGUAAAAGUGCACCUGGUCUUGUUGAAGCAAGUUGUCGUCUUCCAUUUCAUGCUCCUAUACGUCGAGCUGGUAGUGGAAUUUAUCGACUACCAUCCGUUAGAGAAACCGAUGUGCCAACAAUGACAUCCUCAUUCAUUCCAUCAAAUUCAUUUUCUAAUCAACAACAACAACAGCAACUUUCGACUUCAUCAAAAUCUUUAUUAACUGCUGCGCCACUUGCAUCAUCCAUUAGUGUAACGUCAUCAUUAAAUUCUCAUCGACAACGAGCAAUAAAUCAUUCAGUAUCAUGGUCAAUGACAACAGAUACAAGAAAACCAGAUGUAUCACAUGUUGCAAGAACAAUAUCAUUAAAUAAUAGUGAGAUGCGGAGUUAUAAUAAUCCAAUAAUGACUAAUGAAAUAGAACGUUUAAAAAAACGUUUAAUUGAACUUGAAAAAGAAGAUUUAACAUUAAAUUCAAUAUAUAAUCAAGAAUAUAUUGAAAUAAAAGAUCGUCUAAAUAUUCUUGAAAAAGAACAAUUAAGUGGUGGAAAAUAA
Messenger RNA from Rotaria sordida, 2634 nucleotides. The record is from the annotation of a GenBank genome assembly. Lineage: Eukaryota; Metazoa; Rotifera; Eurotatoria; Philodinida; Philodinidae.